GGGACGCGGCCCACGAAGUACCGAGCAGUUCUGUGCGUGCAUGUGCGCGAGUGUACUACCCACGGAGGACACCCGUGCGCUCAGCAAAAAAAUAUUCCACGCGACCGUUGUUUUUUGUUUGUUUGUUUUUGUUUAAUUCUUUCUUUAUUUGUUUGUUUGUGUUUUUUAUGUAGCAGUUUCCAUUGCGUUUGCCUGAACCUCCUAAUCACCUCCUCCGCUACUUUCCGCGCAGACUGAGAGGAGGACGUGGUGGGGAGCGCAUUUGCAUGGGUUUGUCCACACCCCUCCAAAGAUAACGACGGCGAAGAGCUCCCAGCUUCGCAUACAGCAGCAAAAAAAGUGUCAGCGAAACGGAAGGCAAACGUGCAAUUCCCUUCUGAAGUGGAUGCAUUUUAUGUACUUCUGGGUCGGUGCGAAAGCUCGUCUCAUUUCCUUUGUCUGAAAAUAUCGCACUCCGAAAGGAUUCGAAGAUUUGGGAUUUGGAUUUACACCGAUAAUACCCCCACUGGCGACAGACAUGGAGUCCCUCCAGAGCGGUGUCCACCAUGUCGCUGUCUGCGCGGCCCACGCACCGAGUCCUCGUCAGGGCCGUCAGUAGGAGCCAGAGCUUUGCCGGCAUCAACUCCUACGACAAGCCUUACAGGAGCCUCUCAGUGUUCAGUACCCCUGUGUGUGUGAGGAAGAGUUCCUCUAGAGGAAGCAGGAUGUUCGCGCACUCUGCAAAGUCACCUCCUCCGAAGGUACCCCAGCCUGAAAGGCUGGAUGAGGUUUAUGAAGCCCUGAAGAGAGGACUACAGUCUUACCUGCAGGUCCAUCAACUGGAGCUGGACAGCCUGAACCGACAGAUGAGGGAAUCAAAGAGGAACUCUCGCCUGGGUUUUCUUUAUGAGCUGGACAAGCAAGUGAAGGUGAUCGAGAGGUUUAUGAGGCGGUUAGAAUUCCACCUUAGUAAGAUUGACGAGCUGUACGAAGCGUACUGUAUGCAGCGUAGACUGAGGGACGGGGCUAAUAAGAUGGUGAAGGCCUACACAGCCUCUCCAGGCAGCCGUGAGGCCCGAGAGAGCCUAUCAGAAGCCAACAAGGGCUUCAAGGAGUACACUGAGAACAUGUGCAUGCUGGAGAGUGAGCUGGAGAGCCAGCUCGGGGAAUUCCACAUCAAAAUGAAAGGUCUGGCUGGCUUUGCUCGACUCUGCGCUGGGGACCAAUAUGAGAUCUUCAUGAAAUACGGCAGGCAGCGCUGGAAGCUCCGGGGUCGGAUUGAGAUGAACGGGAAGCAAGUGUGGGACAGUGAGGAGAUGGUCUUCCUCCCUCUCAUCACAGAGUUCCUCUCUAUAAAGGUGACGGAGCUGAAGAGCCUGGCCAAUCAUGUGGUGGUGGGGAAUGUCUCGUGUGAGACCAAGGACCUGUUCAGCGCCCUGCCCCAGACCGUGGCUGUGGACAUCAAUGACCUGGGCACCAUCAAACUCAGCCUGGAGGUCACAUGGAAUCCAUUCGACAAGGAUGACCCGACAUCCACGGCCAGCACGGUGAACAAGCCCCCUACGGUGAACAAGCGCUUCUCCACCUAUAACCAGAGUCCCCCAGACACACCGUCCCUGCGUGAGCAGGCCUUCUACUCAGCCCCUCAGCGCUCCCGGCCCAGACAGCGCUGGCCCAUCCUGGACGUGUUCCGGGACUCGCUGGCCGAGAAGCUGGCUCAGAGUCUCAGCUGCAGCAACGUCUCCUCCGUCAGCCUCAACGACUCUCACGCCCACAGUCACAACAUGCUGAGGCGGCAGGACGAGAUGGAGAACGGCACAGCCUGGUCGAACUCCUCCGAAUCCUCCGACGAUUCCUCCAGCCCCCAGCUGUCCUUGGGAAUUCGCCACACCCACAAGAACUUGGUCCAGCCUGAGCUGCAGGCUGCCUCUCCCGCCAUCGAGAUCUCCUUCGACCCCCGCGAGUCGGCCACCUCCACACCCACGCGCCUGGCCAAUCAGAAGGAGGAGGAGGAGGAGGAGGAGGAGCUGGAGAAGCCCCGUGCGACCACAAUCACGGUCACCACAGAAGCGGCUAAGAAACAGGAAGUGCCCAACGGCCACGCCCGCUGCUCCCGCUCCCUGAGUCACAUAAGUGAGAUCAGCAUAGAUGCCGCUUUGACAGACAGGCCUGCCGGCGAACCAUCGGAGCCUUCUAACGCUGCAUCGUUGCUGUCUGCCAUGUCGAUAACGAACGUGGUCACAGACAUGACCCAUCGCGCUGAGCCAUGCUUGGUCAUUCCUGAGCCCCAAGAGGACAACCUGACCUCUGAGCUCGCCGGUCCAGGAACGUCCUCCUGCACUGAGAGUAGCUCCAGCGCUGCGGCCGACGAGGCCGGCAUUUCCGCCCCUGAGCCCGAGGAGCUCGCAGUGGCGCUCCCCUCCAACGCCAGCUCCACCUCCCCCACCCUUAGUGAGAAGGACUCCAUCUGCACCUCGCCCAGGACAGAGGCCCUGACCGGCCAAAGCGAUACUGUUCCUGCUGGGGCUGAAAAUAUAAAACAGGCCCAGCGCACGCAGUGCCUGUCCCAGGCGCGCACAGGCCCUCCGCGGGCCGAGAAGCCUGGGGCUGGAGUAGAGGCCUUCCGGGAGGACAGCGUAACAGGACGGGCCGCUGACAGUAGCGUGGAGGAGGCGCUUGCUGCUGCACUCUCCUCUCUAGAUGACUACAGGGGCCAGUUCCCAGAGCUCCAGGUGCUGGAACAGGAGCUGAAACUGCUGGAAGAGGCUCUCACUGGCCGAAGUAGAAGUCCUUCCUCCAGUACGAGCUUGACAGUGGAAACUGCUCUCGGAUGCUUUGAUUUCCUCAACUCGUCAGAUCCGGAUGAAGAGGAGGAAGAGGAUGGCAGGAAGUGUAGUGUGACAAACAGUUGUCAGCCAGUAGCUGCAGAGAGUGUAGCAGAGGAGAACUGUGAGAACCACAGCUGCGACGCACCUUCUGAGCCUCUCAGUACAGGCUGCCAGGUUCUAGAUCGCACCCUGCUGGUCCAUCUACAGAACUGCAGCUCUCAACUGCUGAGGCUAGGAAUGUUUGGCCCGCUGCGCUGUGGGGAGAUGUAUGCUCUGGACCGCCUGCUCCGAGAGGCACGCGUGCUCGAGCUCAUCCGCCGUGCUGCCAAGGGCAUGCUGGGCAGAGCCAUCAAGCCAGAGGAAGUCAUUCCACAGCUGGAUCAGUGCCAGGGCGCUGUGUUGCUAUGGAAGCAGUGUUUGGAUGGCAGCACCGUGUUCAGCACCUCCACAGAGGCCUUCAUACAGACACUAAGCAGUACAUACGCCAACAGACUACCAGAGAGAUGUACUGUCCCUGCAAACACAGUAUUUCUGUGUUUGGUGGAGAGGAUUCUCGAAAGGAAGCUGCCCAGACGUGGCAGAGGCGCAAGCAAGGAAAUGGUCACGAUCUUCCAGUUCUGGAGCUACCUGGAGGCAGAGGGCGUGAGCGAGCUGGAUGUGCACAUUACUGAGCUGGCUGAAGAGGUGUGGCUGGUGCAGUGUCUGCAGUCCGGGGACCAGGACGUGUGCCUGAAAGCCCUGAAGCGGCCUCCAGAGGGCGCUCUGAAGCGCGAGGGCCUGCGUGCCGUCAGCCUGCUGCUCGGGGACUCCCGGGGGAAGUUGUGCGGGGGAGCCGGCUCCCUGCUCCGCAGCCUCGCCGACCAGCCACGCCACCGCGAAAGGGCGCUGGUGAGCUGUUUGGAGCUGCUGGAGGACAAGUGUGUCGAGACCCGGGUUUGUGGAUGCAAAGCUCUCGCUUGUCUAAAGGCUAAGGAGAGCAUUGAGCCACUGGUAUACCUGUGUCGAACAGACAGGGAAGAAGUAAGAGAUGCCGCCAAGCAGGCGCUGAUGCUGCUGGGUGAAGAGGGGAAGAUCGCCCAUCGACACGUGGAGUCUGCGCAGGACGGCUUGCCCUGCCUUUUCACACCUGGCAGCAUGGCUAGCACCGCGUUUUAAACACCACCAACCCUGAAAAAACCCACAGACACUAUACACCUGUCUCCACUGUGCGCUCCCAGCUGUAAUCAUGACAACGGAAGGCUUGUGAUCAAACAGAUGCCAUACACUGUCUUUUUGAAGGGCACGUACAGACGUUAUUGCUGCGACGCGCCCUUGUGAGGAGCUGGUGUCUGCAGUGUGUUGAACGUGACAUUUCAUACACUCCGUGCACGCAAGGACACAAGAUAUGAAUCUGCAUGUUGAGAUGCGAUGUUGUGCCUGAGCGAGGAAGUUCUGUUAAAUGAUAUCCGGACGGGCCAGGCUACCACGAGAAUUCUGCCGCCGUGCACAGACAGGCACUGCUGUGCUUUGUGCCCCGUGGCAAUUGCAGGUGGAUGGAAAAUGUUAUUUUUGUGAUGUCACGUGAAUUUUAAAAGGGGUGCACCUUUUAAUAAGCUGAGUGUUUGAAGCUGGUUGCGAAGAGUGCAAAUGUAUGUUGGUAGGGAGACUCGGGGAUGGUGAUUACUUCUCUGGGAGGUUGAGUGUUCUGAGGGAGUGUUUUAGCAUACAAUGCCAUCAUUCCAUACUGUCAAUUUAUGUGCUUUACUGAAACAGAACAUAUAACCCAUUUGAUGUGUAGGUGGAUUUUAAUUUUUUGUUUUUGCAAGUGUUGUAAUUUUAGUUGUUACAGCUCAAAAGCAAACAUAGACCUGCUCUAAGUGAUGUCUCAUUAAAACUUCACAAUGGUCCUCCUAAGAUUCAAGGCAAUUCUGGUUCAAAAAGGAUAUCUGCUGUAAAAGUGUUAAAGCUGUUUUGUUUUUUUGUUUUUUUAAUACAUAUAUAAAUAUGCAUACAAAAUAUUAUCAAAAUGUAUAAGCUGUGGUGGAAUUUGCCUUUAUACAAGUAUAGUGACCUUCUUUAUGCUUGUGAUGUUUAGAAUGGCCCCGUUGUUUACUGAAGAUUUAUUUGCGCAUUCCUCGGGUGCUGCUCGACACAGGUUCUGUGCCAGAACCAGUUUUAAUUUGCAAAUUUGUUAAAACUUCAGAAUGGACAAAGAAAGCCUCCUUAAUGUACAAGUGCCUCCAAUGACUGGGGAGUAAUUAUAGUAAGAGAAGUAGACUUUAUUUAAAACUCAAAGUAGCAGUUGAAGAUGACACUGCAAAAGAUUUAAGUAUAUUUUUCCUUAUGACAUACAGAUUGUGCAGCAUUAAAGAUUUUUUUUAAAUAUAUUGUCUGACAAGGAUCUUGCUGACAUCAAGUGUAAAAAAAAACAAACAAACAAAAACAAUUAAAACGAUUUUAAAACAAA
Electrophorus electricus (electric eel) is the source of this 5253-nucleotide messenger RNA. NCBI's taxonomy places the organism in Eukaryota, Metazoa, Chordata, Actinopteri, Gymnotiformes, Gymnotidae. The record is from RefSeq and is a predicted model, not a curated record.